CCAUAUAUGUUAAUAUUUUUGUGGUCUUUAUGCAGGCACUGAACUUACCUUCAAUUACAACCUAGAGUGUCUUGGGAAUGGAAAAACUGUCUGCAAAUGUGGAGCCCCGAACUGCAGUGGCUUCUUGGGUGUGAGGCCAAAGAAUCAACCCAUUGUCACGGAAGAAAAGUCAAGGAAAUUCAAGAAGAAGCAACAUGGGAAGCGCAGGAGCCAGGGUGAAGUCACAAAGGAAAGAGAGGAUGAGUGUUUCAGCUGUGGGGAUGCUGGUCAGCUCGUCUCCUGCAAGAAGCCAGGCUGCCCAAAAGUUUAUCAUGCCGACUGUCUCAAUCUGACCAAGCGACCAGCAGAAGAGGAAGCUGAAAUUCUGGGGAAGGAGUAAUGGCAGGGAAAUGGGAGUGUCCUUGGCACCAGUGUGACGUAUGUGGGAAGGAAGCAGCCUCCUUUUGUGAGAUGUGCCCCAGCUCCUUUUGCAAGCAGCAUCGAGAAGGGAUGCUUUUCAUUUCCAAGCUCGAUGGGCGUCUGUCUUGUACUGAACAUGACCCCUGUGGGCCCAACCCUCUGGAACCAGGGGAGAUCCGUGAGUAUGUGCCUCCCCCAGUGCCACUGCCUCCAAGUCCCAGCACUCAACUGACAGAGCAGUCAUCAGGGAUGGCUACUCAAGGGCCCAAGAUGUCUGAUCAGCCACCUGCUGAUGCUACCCAGACGCUGCCAGUCUCCAAAAAAGCUCUGACAGGGACUUGUCAGAGGCCACUGCUACCUGAAAGACCUGAGAGAACUGAGUCUAGUUCCCACCUUUUAGAUAGGGUCAGAGACCUUGCUGGGUCAGGGACCAAAUCCAAGUCCUUGGUAUCCAGCCAGAGGCCACAGGACAGGCCACCUGCUAAAGAAGGACCAAGACCUCAGCCAUCUGACAAAGCCUCUCCAAUGACCAAGUCAAGCUCCUCACCCUUAGUCAGGUCCCUGCCACUGGAAAAACCUCUGGGAAUGAUUGACCCAAGGCUGGAUAAAUCCAUAGGUGCUGCCAGCCCAAAGUCCCAGUCAGUGGAGAAAACCCCAGGCCCCACUGGCCUGAGACUUUCACCACCAGACAGACUGCUGACCACCAGCAGUCCCAAACCCCAGAUUUCUGACAAGCCACCAGACAAAUCCCAUGCCUCUUUGACCCAGAGACUUCCACCUCCUGAGAAAGUACUAUCAGCUGUGGUCCAGUCUCUGGUAGCUAAAGAAAAGGCACUGAGGCCUGUGGACCAGAACACUCAGUCAAAGCACAGAGCUGCUUUAGUGAUGGAUCUCAUAGACCUAACUCCUCGCCAGAAGGAGCGGGCUGGUUCUCCUCAUGAAGUCACACCACAGGCAGAUGAAAAGAUGCCAGUGCUGGAGUCAAGUUCAAGGCCAUCUAGCAAAGGUCUGGGGCAUAUGCCACGAGCUGUGGAAAGAAGCAGCGUGUCAGAUUCCCUUCAGCCCGCUGGAAAAGCAGCAGCUCCUUCAGAACACCCUUGGCAGGCUGUUAAAUCAUUCACCCAGGCCAGACUUCUCUCUCCACCUUCUGCCAAGGCUUUUUUAUAUGAAUCAGCAACUCAAGCCUCAGGAAGAGCUUCUGUGGGAGCUGAGCAGACCCCAGGACCUCCCAGCCCAGCACCGGGCCUGGUUAAACAGGUGAAGCAGCUAUCUAGAGGAUUUACAACCAAGAGUGGGCAGUCCUUCAGGUCUCUUGGGAAGAUCCCAGCUUCUCUCCCCAAUGAAGAGAAGAAGUUGUCAACCACAGAACAAAGUCCCUGGGGCCUGGGAAAAGCUUCACCAGGGGCAGGGCUUUGGCCCAUAGUGGCUGGACAAACACUAGCCCAGGCUUGCUGGUCUGCUGGGGGAACACAGACAUUAUCACAAACUUGCUGGUCCCUUGGAAGAGGGCAAGACCCCAAACCAGAGCAAAAUACAAUUCAAGCUCUUAACCAGGCUCCUUCUAGUCGCAAAUGUGCAGAGUCAGAACAGAAAUAAUACAGUAAAUAUCACAUAACCAGGCAAGCUGUCCCCAGGGUACCAUUUGGGGCGGGAAAUCUUCCUUUCUUUUUCCUUUUUGGAAAACAGACAUAUUCCCACACUUCCACUGUUCUUCUUUCCUUCUAUCCCAACACUCAGAACUCUCGUGACAUUAGCCCAUGGGGACUUUUGGUUGUGUGAACCGUGUAUGGAAAUUCGUCGGGCCCCAGUCAAGAGACAGACAGACUUGAGUCUCUUUGCCCUGACUUUUACAUAUGGUCAACUUAAAAUAAAAAGUCCACUCUGGAAUCAA
This is a messenger RNA of Peromyscus maniculatus bairdii (prairie deer mouse), 2290 nucleotides long. Lineage: Eukaryota; Metazoa; Chordata; Mammalia; Rodentia; Cricetidae. The record is from RefSeq and is a predicted model, not a curated record.